Molecule: messenger RNA, 2681 nt
Organism: Paramisgurnus dabryanus
Lineage: Eukaryota; Metazoa; Chordata; Actinopteri; Cypriniformes; Cobitidae
Source: RefSeq, a predicted model, not a curated record
UCUUGCAGCAACAGAUUCUAAAAAUGAAAAUGAGGAAGACAUGAAAGACACUUGUAGUUUUUAUAUUUCUGCAAGAUUUGAGUCACACAGUGUUAUUGUGUGUGUGUGUAUGUGUAUGUGUGUGUGUGUGUGUGUAUUUGUGCAUGUGAAAUAAGAAGGAAAAGUCCCGCUCUGAAGAUCUCCUUUAGUGUUUGUUGCUGGGGAGAAGCAGACAGGACAACUGAACACAGAAGACUACGCUGAAGCAAGAAUGUUUGCUCUUUUCUCUCUAAUCGGUCUGCUUGUGAUCCCAGGAAUGUGUAGCCAAAACUGGACAGUGAAGUAUUCACACAGCGUAAAAUGUGUCGUGAAGGGCUCAACCACACGUCUGUCCAGCAGUUACACCUAUCCUUAUGGUCUCAAUAUAAUCAAGAUAUUUUGGACCAUAGAUCCAGUAAAAGAUGAGGAUCUGUCUGAAGUACCAGAAUAUAAAGGCAGAUUUAAGUACAUUCUGGAUAAGAAACAAAACGUAAUUCUCAGACUGAGUAAUAUAACAGAUGAGGAUGAACAUGUGUACUACAUGAAAAUCGUGACAAAUGUAGAAAAAGAAAAAUAUUUGGGUUAUCCUGGAAUUCAGCUCAAUGUGACAGGGCUCAGGGUUGAGAUUCACAAUGAGGGAAAUUCUGCAGUUUUAUUUUGUAAAACCACAUGCAACCUUACAAGCAGCACAAACUUUAUCUGGUAUAAAAACAAAAGUCCUUUAUCAGAAUCAUUCAGUAAUAAACUGAAACUGCAGUCUGUGAGCAGUGAUGAUGAAGGAGACUACAGCUGUGCUGUGAGAGGACAUGAACAUCUGAAAUCUCCAGCUGUCACACUGAGGAUUCUUACAGAAAACAGCCCAACUAUGGGAGUGAUACUGGCUGUUGUCAUCACAUCUGUAUCUGUGAUACUAUUGGUUGUUAUUGGGAUCUGUAUCAGAAGGAAAAAAACGACAUCAGCCGUUCAAAACAACACAAAUCUACAGCACCAUAUAACGAUGAAGUCUUCUGAAGAGACUUACAUGACCCUUGACCCCAACACCACAAGUGCUGAUUAUGACACACUGGAUAAUGUAAGAAAAUCCACUGAUAAGAGAUAACCUUGAAAGCACACAGCUGCCAUCAAAAACAGCUGGAGAGGACAGAAGAAGAUAUAAUGACAUUAAACACUGGAUGCUUGUUUUAGUGAAUAGUGAAAAGUUAAGGUCUAGUAGCAAGUAGUGCAAUUUAAGUUCAUUCAUAUCAGCAUCAUCUAUGCUAGAAAUACAAUAUUUUUGUAUUUUUCAAUUUUAAAGGGGGCAUAUUAUUUGACACUUUUGGUGUCCCAAGAGUGUGUCCAUGUAGGAACAACACACCAUAACACGACUUGCCGUGAGACUAACGAAAAUUUUGAUUAAUUUAUUUGUGUUUGAUGACACGAAUUUCCGCUGUUUUUGUGUCUCUGGAGACGAAUGUCUUUUUCAUCCUUCCCAGCACAAAUUUCUAUCAAUGGCUGUUCGUGUUUGUGACAUGACUUUCUUUAUCGUGUCAUUUUAUAUGUAGUUUUCUCAUCGUUUUUUCCUAUUUUUAAAUCAUUGUUGCUUGGGGUUAGGGUUAGAUUCUGGGUUUGCAUUAGGAUGUAAUUGUAUGCAUUGGUUUCUACAUGUUUUUCGUCCGCUUUUAAAACUAUUCUCGUCUGGAGUUGGGGUUAGAGUUGGGGUUUGGGUUAGGAAGUUGCUGAAAGUGAUUCUAACCCAAACCUCAAGUGACAAUGGUCAGAAAAUAGAAAACAAUGAUGAAAAAACAAAAAAUAAAAUGACACAAUAAAGUAAGUUGUGUCACAGACACGAACAGCCAUUGAUAGAAAUUCAUGCUGGGAAGGACGAAAAAGACAUUCGUCUCCAGAGACACGAAAAACACCGGAAAUUCGUGUCAUCAAACACGAAUAAAAUAAUAAAAAAUUUCGUUACUACAACAUGACUUACCGUGAGACUUUGUGAGUAAAAUGUGCCACUUUUGGGUGUGUCCUUUAUAAUGCAAAAUGUUGAAUAAUGCAGAUUAAGGGACAGUAUUGUUUUAAUAAAAUCCCCUUUUGACAUCACAAUAGGGAGCUAAAAUUCAAUUACCUAUUAACAUGCUUGUACAGAAUGGUUUACCAAAACAAAGUUACUGGGUUGAUCUUUUUCACAUUUUCUAUGUUGAUAGAAGCACUGGGGACACAAUUAUAGCACUUAAACAUGGAAAAAGUCAGAUUUUCAUGAUAUAUCCGCUUUAAUGAGGAUUGUUGUCAAGAUAUGUCACUAACAUUGUGUAGCUACUGAUAUCUGCCUCUAGAUGUCAGGUGGGUAAUAGUUGAUUUUGGUGUAAGUGAAGGUGUAAAGUGAACUGUUCGAUUAUUAUUUACUCAACAGUACUUUGAGUUUCUGUAUUUGAAAAUAAUAAAGCAUUAAGAUAUUUAUUGACAAAUCUGUCCUUUAACUUGUGUCUUUAUCAUGUGUUUUAAGUUUUUUAAGUAUCAUGUUGAAAGGCCCCCUUUCCCCCCCACCUUCUUCUUCAAUUCACUAUGACUGUGGGCAGAGUUAUUUUUGGCUUUGCAAUUGUUUGUUCAGCUCCAACCCCAAACAAACACUAAUGAGCUGAUCCAGGGUUUUAGGAUAACUUGAUAAAUAACAGGUAGGUUUUACA